CAUUGUUUUCGUCAAAUACAAUGUCCGUGUCGUCAACGUUACGUUCAGAAAAAUUUGAGGAUAUCUGUUUGCACAGAGUAGCGGAAGAAGAAGAAGAAGACAAUGAAGGCAGCGAAGAGGGCGAUCAACGGCGUGAGAAUAUGGGUGAAGGCGCAACCGGCGAAGGUGAAGGGCUUUCUUGCGGCGAUAGCCUCCUUGUCCGCCAUUGUUGUCAUCCGCCACCUCGUUGAAAAUCGCGACAACCUCUUUGUGGCAGCCGAGGCUGUCCACGCCCUAGGAAUUUCUGUCCUCAUUUAUAAGCUCACCAAAGAGAGGACUUGCGCUGGAAUUUCAUUGAAAUCACAAGAACUAACAGCUAUAUUUUUGGCUGUUAGACUUUACUGCAGUGUUGUGAUGGAAUUUGAUGUGCACACACUGCUUGACUUAGCUACAUUGGCAACUACUAUCUGGGUCAUUUACAUGAUCCGGUUUCAGUUAAAAUCCAGUUACAUGGGUGACAAAGAUAACUUUCCCCUGUAUUAUGUGGUGAUUCCCUGUGCUGUAUUAUCUCUACUAAUUCAUCCAUCAACACGCCAUCACGUAUUCAAUCGCAUCUGUUGGGCAUUUUGCAUUUAUUCAGAAGCUGUUUCAGUGCUUCCUCAGUUGCAUGUCAUGCAGAACAUAAAGAUCAUUGAGCCAUUCACCGCUCAUUACGUUUUCGCUCUGGGAAUUUCAAGGUUCCUAACCUGUGCACGUUGGAUUCUCCAGAUGAUUGACACUCGGGGGCGCUUGCUUACCGCUUUGGGUUAUGGACUGUGGCCAUCUAUGGUCCUUCUAUCAGAAGCUGUCCAAACGUUUAUCCUCGCAGAUUUCUGCUACUACUACGUUCAAAGUGUUCUUGGUGGCAACCUCGUGCUGCACCUUCCAUCAGGAGUAGUGUAACCUUAAAACUAUGGUCAACUAUACAUACUAGGUAUUUUUUUCUAUUGCACAAGUAACAGAUCAGAUAGUCUAGGUAGGAUACAAGGAUGUUUGAUGCUUGUGUAUGUAUCUGUAUUGUGAUUGCAUUAUAUUCCUGGGAUGCAUGUUUGAUGUAAAUGCAUAUAUGGUUAAGUAUAA
This is a messenger RNA of Ipomoea nil (Japanese morning glory), 1098 nucleotides long. RefSeq names its product putative ER lumen protein-retaining receptor C28H8.4. Gene Ontology annotation, molecular function: ER lumen protein retrieval receptor activity. NCBI's taxonomy places the organism in Eukaryota, Viridiplantae, Streptophyta, Magnoliopsida, Solanales, Convolvulaceae. The record is from RefSeq and is a predicted model, not a curated record. The coding region runs from base 103 to 921 and encodes 272 amino acids. Gene Ontology annotation, biological process: protein retention in ER lumen. Gene Ontology annotation, cellular component: membrane. The transcript is spliced from 6 exons.